This is a messenger RNA of Girardinichthys multiradiatus, 4644 nucleotides long. It is a transcript of the gene bmp2k, whose product is annotated as BMP2 inducible kinase. Bases 714 to 4067 code for a protein of 1117 amino acids. The record is from RefSeq and is a predicted model, not a curated record. Gene Ontology annotation, biological process: protein phosphorylation. The transcript has 16 exons. Gene Ontology annotation, molecular function: ATP binding; protein kinase activity. NCBI's taxonomy places the organism in Eukaryota, Metazoa, Chordata, Actinopteri, Cyprinodontiformes, Goodeidae.
UGUCACACUCAUUGGGUAAAUAACAAACCACCCACUUAUUUUGAAGCCUGUCGUUGGGGGAAUCACUGGAAGUUUAAGGUUGGCGAAACAAAUGAGAAGAAAAUUAGUGGGAGACUUAUCUAAUAAAACGGACGGCUUCCGGGUGUGAUAAACAGCUGACGGUGACUGUUAUCGCGGACUGCUGGUUUUUUUUUUUUUUUUUUGUCGUAAUUUUUUCGGGGUGGCUCAUCUCUGGCAGCGCAGCGGCUAACGAGCUAACGGACUGCGGAUGAAGUGAAGAAGUCGUCUCGGUGUGGAGCAAACGACGCCGCGGUUGCAUUUAGAGGACUCGGGGCUGGGUGUAUUUCCUGGUGGAGGUGUUAUCCACGCCAGAACCAGCUGCUUUGUUGUUUGGGUCCUCCUGUUGUUUUUUUUUUUUUUUCCUGGCGGAACCUUCCCCACUACAUAUAUGCUAGCCAGCUAACCAACCCAGGUUUUGCUGUCGGGAGCCGCGGGACGCCGACCUGGUUCUGCCCCUCGCCACCAUGAUAUGACGGUUUUAUAUUAACUGCGGGGUCCCUCUCGAAGUACCAGACGCGGAGUAUGCAGGAGAAGAAAAGGGUCCAGAUAAACAGAUAGGGGACCUAGGACGGUACCGAGUUUAACAAGGACUGUGUGGUCAGUUCACCACCGAUUAGAGGUCGCAGCGAGUGGCCUGAGAGGAAAAGUGAAGGAUGAAGAAGUUUUCCAGAAUGCCAAAGUCUGAAAGCGGAGGACUCGGAGGGGCGUCCGGUACCAGUUCCAGCUCGGGGGUCAGCAGCUACUUCGGGAAAGUGUUCGCAGUUGGCCGGUAUCAGGUCACCGUGGAGGAGCUCGUCGCUGAAGGAGGCUUCUCUGUGGUGUUCCUGGCUCGGACACACAGCGGUGUUCGCUGCGCUCUCAAAAGGAUGUACGUGAACAACGUGCCGGACCUGAACGUCUACAAGAGGGAGAUCACUAUCAUGAAGGAGCUGUCGGGUCACAAGAACAUCGUCCGCUACCUGGACUCAACAAUCAGUUCAGUUUCCGACAGUGUUUGGGAGGUCCUGAUUCUCAUGGAGUACUGUAAAGCGGGUCAGGUAGUGAAGCAGAUGAAUCAGCGGUUAAACGUGGGCUUCAGUGAGGCUGAGGUCCUCCACAUCUUCUGCGACACCUGUGAAGCUGUGGCUCGCCUUCAUCAAUGCAAGACUCCCAUCAUUCACAGAGACCUUAAGGUUGAAAACAUUCUUCUGAACGACCAGGGAAACUACGUCCUGUGUGACUUUGGCAGCUCCACUCAUAAGGUUUUGUUGCCACUUAAAGACGGAGUGACGGCUGUGGAGGAUGAGAUAAAGAAGUACACAACCCUCUCAUAUCGGGCCCCGGAGAUGAUUAACUUGUACGCAGGAAAAGCCAUCACCACUAAGGCAGAUAUCUGGGCGCUCGGAUGCUUGUUGUACAAGCUGUGUUUCUUCACACUUCCAUUUGGGGAGAGUCAGGUUGCCAUAUGUGACGCGACCUUUAUCGUUCCAGAUAACUCCAAAUUCUCCACCAAACUGCACUGCUUAAUCAGAUAUAUGCUUGAGCCGGACCAGGAGAAGAGACCAGACAUCUACCAGGUGUCCUACUUUGCCUUUAAAUUAGCUGGAAGAGAAUGCCCAGUCCCGAACCUCUCGAACUCUCCCAUCCCAACAUCGCUUCCUGAGCCUCUAACAGCCAGUGAGGUCGCUGCUAAGAAGAGUAUGACUAAAGCCAGGAUAACGGACUCCGUGGGUCCAACGGAAACAUCCAUAGCUCCCAGGCAGAGGCCGAAGGCUGCAAACAGCAACGUCCUGCCGCUCACCAACACCGUCACUCCUGUCAAAAUGACCGUGCCUUCAGCACCAGUCAGCAACGGCCAGAAAGCUCCCACUCCUGGAUCGGGUCAGCCGUCCGUGCAGACAGCGCCUAGCAGCCAGCAGCACCGCGUCCUGCAGCAGCUCCAGCCUGGUGACCUGCGCCUCCAGCAGCUUCAACAACAACAAGCGGUGCAGCAGCAACACGCAAACGCUCAGCAGCUGCAAUACUUGCAGUACCAACAGGCAGUGCAGCAGUCCCUGCAGCUUCAGCACCAGCAGGCUCUGCUCCAGCAGCAGCAGAUGAUGAUGCAGCCGAUGUAUCAGCAGCAGGUUGCUCAGGCUCAAUAUGCUGCCAUGCUGCACCAGUACCAACAGGCUUUUGUCCAGCAGCAUCAUCAUCAUCAGCAGCAGCAGCAUCCCGCUCAGCAGCCUCUUCCCUAUAUGUCUUCCCCUCUUGAAUUCCAGAUCCCUCUGGGUUCUUAUAAUGCUACCACUCCCACUGCUGGAUCCGGAACUGGAUUGGGAGCUGGAGCUGGACCUAUCGGUGGACCAUCCCCUGGAGAAGCCCCAUACACUAACCCCAGUAGAAACCCCCUGCUGGCCACCGACGGUAUUACCCCAACCUCUCAGAGCAGCAGCAGGACCAUCAGUUACCCGCCGGACAUGUCAGGCUGGAACCCUUUUGGAGAGGAUAACUUCUCGAAACUGACCGAGGAGGAGCUGAUCGACCGAGAGUUCGACAUGCUCAGAGCAAAGAAGCCCGAGGACAGAACAGCCAGCGCGGAAACCGACCCCACACCGUCUACAGCUCUUCCACCGGAGGAUCUGUUCGGUUCAGUACCAUUUGUGGCCAACGCAGGAACCGGCGUGAUGACGAGUGAGCAGCCUGUGGAGGAGGUUCCUGCCAACAUCCCAACUCUCAUCCAGGAUCCACAGCCGAUCAAGGAGCCCAAACCAGGAAAGAAGAGCAGCUGCAAACUCGGCGAUGAGUCUGACAGUGACUUUGAGUCCGACCCGCCUUCUCCAAAAAGCAGCGAGGAUGAAGAGCAGGAGGAAGAGGAGGCCUUGAACAGCGAGCACGGUGAAGACACUGAGCCGGAGAAUCUGGGACAGAGGCCUCUGCUGAUGGACUCUGAUGAAGAGGAAGAUGAGGACAAACACAGCUCAGAUUCAGACUGUGAUGCCAGCAAGGUCAAAAGUCGCACAAAGAAACCCGGAGCCACUAAAGUAGCCAAUCCAGAUACUUCCAGGAGUCCUAGGACAAGUCUCAUCAACCCUCCAGUGUCGCCAAGCGGAGCGAGAGCCACAGAAGGUGUGGACGUGUUUGGCGCCGUCCCUUUUGUUGGAGGAGCUUCGCCUGUGGGGCACUUGGAGAGCACUGAUAUCUUCACCAAAGCGCCUUUCAGGCAGGUUAGCCAAGAAGGGCUGGCUGCAGAUGAGUUUGAUGUUUUUACAAAAGCCCCUUUCAGCCGGAAUGUGUCAAAGUCUGGAAGGAGCGGCAGUGACGUCCCAAUGGCCCAGACACCACCCAUAUCUCCCGAAGACACUGACGUCUUCGGCUUCUCGCCUUUCCAUCCGGGCCACACCGAGCCUCCUCCCACCACCUCCAGAAGUGCAGAAGACAUCUUCCAGUCGCCAUUCGAGGAGCCGGGAAGUCUGCACCAGAGGCAGAAGCAACGCAGCCUGCAGAAGUUGUCAUCCCGCCAGAGAAAAACGAAGCAGGAGCCGACGGUGGGAGGCAACAACGGCAAGCGGCACCAUGGUACCCCAACCGGAGGACGCAAGAGCAACAAGCCGACCUAUCGCACUCCAGAGAGGGUCCGCAGGCACAAGAAGGUGGGCCGCAGAGAUUCUCAAAGCAGCAACGAGUUCCUGAGCACCUCCGACUCCAAGGAGAACAUCAGCGUGGACAUCAGCAUGGCUGAAGGGAAAGACAAGGCAGCACCUCUGCCGGUGGACGAUGCUCUUUUAGACCCGUUUGGGGCCAAACCGUUCCACCCUCAAGACGGCAGCCGCCUCGGCCAGUACCCCGCCCUCAGUGACGGUAGGAGCGACAUGAGCGCCGCUAACGGGAAGUCGUGGAGCGGCGGUGAGAGCAUGAUCAUGGAUGAUUUCGGAGCGGUGCCCUUUACAGAACUGGUGAUUCAUAGUGGACCGCAGCAGCCAGUGACGCCUUCGCAGCCGCUGGACCUCGACCCUUUUGGAGCAGCGCCCUUUCCCUCCAAGCAGUAACUAAUGUGUCUUCCAGCUCUGCCAGUAGCAGUUAACCCUGGGCUCCUUUGGUUUGGGAUCAUUUCUCAUGAUAUAUAUAUAUAUAUAUCAUGAAAUAUCUGCCUUUCAUGCUGCAUCUUAACACUUUUAAACCGAGAGAACCGGGUCAGAACUUGUACUGUGAUUAUAAAGUUAAUACUGGGCUGCAAAAAGCUCUUUUAUAGUCUGCCUUCUAAACGUUUUUAGCACCAGAAAGCCUUACCUGAGCUGGGCCCGCCCUGCUUCACAGUACCUCAGAAAGAAACGGUUCUGCCGCAUCGUUUGGGAGCAGCUUUUAACCACUUUGUCUCGUCCUUAUUAGGUUUUAUCUAUGCAUAUUUUCCCUGCAGCCAAAUGUGGAACGGGUGCUCUAUAUUUCACUAGAAGGGAAUUUUUUUUAUUGUACCUUGGAACUUUUAAUUUGAUGCCAUUAAUUUUUAAGCUCUUAUCUGGUCUUGUUUGUAGCAGGAAAUCUGCACAAUUAUUGGUUAUUUUCUUUUUUUAUGAACUCAAAGUUCUGUUAGAAGUAAAAAAAAAAAUAAAAACACACAAAGCUGCA